This is a messenger RNA of Tetrahymena thermophila SB210, 2829 nucleotides long. RefSeq names its product transmembrane protein, putative. Lineage: Eukaryota; Ciliophora; Oligohymenophorea; Hymenostomatida; Tetrahymenidae. The record is from RefSeq and is a predicted model, not a curated record. The transcript is spliced from 2 exons.
AUAAUUCAAAAAAUAGAAAUAGUUUAAAUUACUUUUGAAGGAUAAAGAAAACAAAAAGUAAAUAAAACAUAAAUAUACAAAUUAGAUAAGAUGUAUGCCCAUAACUUAUAUUAGAAUUAGAUUACUUAGGAAUAGCCUAUAAAGAAUGAUUAUGAUUCAUAGGCUUUACCAUCAAAUGAGGAGUGGGAUACUAUGAGAAGUCCUAAUAAAAAUUAUGAAUAACAGAAUUAAUAAACAAUAGGUUAGUAUUUAAAUUAAUUAGGUGGUGGAGGAGCUCAUACACCAUAAUACGCAUCUUCAAUCUAGCAGUAAAGAAAUUUUUAAAUGGCUUAACCAAUGAAUUAGAAUGUAGUUAAUGAACCUUCUUCAGAAUACGAUCAAUUCCACUCUCAAUAUAAAGGAACUGGUAAUAUCAAAAAUUAGGGAGAAGGAUAUUAUCAUUAGCCAUAGCAAUUAUAAGGAUCUGGCUAAAAUUAAUACAUGAACUAGAUCUAAUCAACUUAUGGUAAUGGAACGAAGCUUAACAACAAUUUUGAGAAUGGAGAAUCUCCUUAGAAAAUGCAGUCAUAAAAAAAAAAUAGUUUAGCUAUUUAAACGAAUGAUGGAAAUCUUAAUUUUUAAUAAUAGCCCUAUUAAAAAUAAAAUAAUAAUUAAUAUGGAGGAGUUUAGGAAAUCAAUUAUGGAAAUCCUUUAGGCACAUAGAGUGUUAGUUAGAGGAGUAUUUCGUAGUUCCCUAAAACAGAAUAUUAGUAAGUGUAGCAAUAGAAUUAACAAAAUAGUUAGUUAUACCAAAAACAGAUUUAGUAAUAACAAUAGUCGUAGUUAUUAUAAUAAUAAUAAAAACUAAAUCAGAUAUAAUUGGAUAGAACUUAAAUGAACAAUACUAUUAUGGAUAAUUAUAAUGAUAAUUCACCUAUUAGAGACAUGACAAAUGUAAAUAAUACUUAGUACAAUAUAGCAAAUCAAACCUAAGCGGAUAUACCUUUAAUUACUCCUCCAAAGCAAAGAAUAGAAUAGCCUGAAGUCUUAAAUAAAAUAGACUUAAAUGCAUCUAAUAAUUUACCAAAUAUAAAUUUACAGUAAUAACUAGAAAUGAAUUAAAAUAAUAUAUAUAAAAUAUAGGAUAAUAACGUAGUACUUAAUAACAAUUAAAUAUAUUUGAAUGAGGAAGGAAUCAAAGACAGAAAUAGCACCACAUAUAAUUUUAGAGAAACUACUCAGGUUGAAGGAGCUCCAAAUUAAUAAUAGAGAUUAAACUAUAAUAUAAACUAAAGGGUCAAUAACUAUAGCGGAAUGUAUGCUUAUGUUGCUGAUAAUAAAAACUAAAUUAAUAACACAACAUAAGCGUAUCUAGCAUACGAGCCUAGCAAGAAUGUGCUCGGAGACCAGAUUGGAAAAAUCAUUAAUGUUGAUGAUCCUAAUUUUCAUUAAAAUUUAGAUUUAUAAUAGCAAAAUUUCAAUCUUCUUUUACAGUAAAAGCUAACUCCUCUUGAAAUAGAAUUUCUGAGAAGAGCCUAAAGGAAGUAAAAUACAAGCUUUUUUUAUGACAAACUAGCAAAAAGUUAUAGAUCCGUAUGCAUUCCUGAUUACAAAAGACCAUUUUACAAAUUUUUCCUUUUUGAAUUUAUCAUUCCAAUAAUCAUAGUAUUUUUGCUCCAUGUUUUCCUAUGGGGUGUUCAAUACUCAAUCAAUGACUACUGCUUUUAAUCGUCAUCAGUUUGUCAAUGCAAAAAUUUUUCAAUUUAAUUAUGGACUUUUUUCAGAUAAAUGAUUGCUUGGAAACUUGGAGUCAUUUGCUGUAAAAAUAUUCUUAUGAUAGAAAUAGGCUAAGAAAGAUUCCCACUGAUGGAAAGCUUUAUGAUGUUUUUUGUAAGUAUAGGUGUUGACUUUAUCAUGGUAGUUGGAAUUGGAUUAAAUCAAGAUUGGCAGUUUUAUUUAAUGAUAUUCGUUUUAGGCUAUAUCAUGACAAUUCAUGUCAUAAAAUUUAAGUAAUUUACUAAGAUUAGAACAAAAGGAAGAGGGCUCUAUUUAUAUGAUUUAAAUUUAGUUGCUAUAAUUGUUUUCAUAUAUUAUGCUCUGCCUGCAAUUUAUAAAAGUUUGAUAGAUAGACUUUCCUUUUCAAAUGGCAGAAGUACAUUUCUGCUUCUCUAUCCCUUGCUAGAAUGGGUAUUUGAAAUAUUUAGCAAUAUGAUUUUAGAUAAAGCUAAACUAGCUACUUUCUUUUAGUACCAAAUGUAUAUGCUUAUUUUAGGCAUGAGAGUAGGUAUCAUGACAAGCACCUCAACUAGCAACUUCGAAUUUUGGUAUCUAGGAACUUUAUUCUUUUUGAAGCGUAUAUUAGAGUCCAGCAGCUUUGUAUACAUUAAUUUAAGAAGACUCAUCUACAAAAUGUUUCCUCCAAACCUAAAAUAUAAGGCUUCUAUGAGUGAGUAUCCAGAUUAUAAAAAGGGUAGAGAAGGAUUUUACAUGGAAAGCAUCGUAUGGAUAGGCAUGUAUUAUUGGUGGUUUUAUACAAAUACAAUUGUUCCAGGAUAUGUCAAGUCUUAUAUCGUAGUCAAUAACUGUGAAUUCUAAGCAACUAAUAUAUUUAGAGGAGUCACUUGGGAUAGGCCCUUCUUUACAUGGAUAUUCUUUCUCGUGGCUACUAUUAUUUCCUAUUUUGUUAACUUUAAUUUAAAAUACGACAUGAUUAAAUGGAUAGGUGCAUAAAAGCACAAUUUCAUAGAAAACAUCUUGACCAGAAUGUUUGGAUGGUAUUUAUUCUAAGUGGCCCUUAUAGUUUCAUAUUCUAUCUCAUAAGAAUAUGCACAGACCUACAGCAAUUUUUGA